Tripterygium wilfordii is the source of this 979-nucleotide messenger RNA. RefSeq lists its product as uncharacterized. The record is from RefSeq and is a predicted model, not a curated record. NCBI's taxonomy places the organism in Eukaryota, Viridiplantae, Streptophyta, Magnoliopsida, Celastrales, Celastraceae. The transcript has 4 exons. Bases 248 to 766 code for a protein of 172 amino acids.
GUAAAGCUCCGACUCACAAGAGUGGAGAGCAAUCCGUUUCCGUCAAGGGCACAGGGUUUAGCCUGCGGCCUGUCUUCCUCCAAAUCAUUGGGUGUUUUGCUGGAUUCAGCAAAAUAGUUUUGAGCUUUCAGUUGGAUUUACGAUUCUCUAUUUGGCUAUAUAUUUUUUGCACAUCUUAAAGAGAAGUCAUUACCUGCUAACACUUGAGAGAACUGCUAGAGCGCUCAGGGGCACUCCUUUGAUUUCAAUGAGUAGAGUUAACCAAGCACUAUUCCUACUUGGGAGACAGUUGCAUACACUAUCACAUGAUGGCCCAACAGAAAGUCUGAAGAGAAGGAUUACUGAAUUGGAGAAGAAGAGGAGAAGGAAGUAUCCUAAGAAGGAUCAAGUAUUUGUAGAGGUUCCAGAGCCAAAAACAUGGCUUGACACUGCAACCAUUCCAAUGUAUCUCACUGUAGCUGGAAUUGCACUCUUUGCCAAGCUUCUCAUGAUGUAUGAUGAAUCAAGAUCCCAAGAGUUGAUUGAGCGCAAAAUAAAAAAUGCUCCAGAAGGUCAAGGCUCAGUGAGGAUGAUUACUCGCGAGGAGUGGGAGGAAUUUCGAGAAUUACGUCCAAGGACCCCUUUUGAGUCCAAGCUUGCUCGUCCAGAUGCAAAAAUUAGAACUGGAGAACCAUUGCAAAUGGAGGACGUGAAGAAUUGGACAAUUGAUAUUCUAACAGAUGCACUCACCCGGGCUGAAGAAACUGCUAAACAUGGUUCUCAAUAGACAAUAGUCAAAGAGAUCUCGCUUGUCUCUUCCUUUCAUUUUUAUCGCCAUGCUUACUUUGCAAAUUCGGAAACAAUAAAAUGUAUGCUAAUAUCUGGUUUUGAAAAUAUUAGGCUACUGGAAUCCAUGCAACUGACGUUAAGCUGCUUAGAGAUGGCAUUUUUUUUUUGUUGGUAAUCGAGAAUGACACUAGACAAGUUUGCACUUUGGACA